UCAUUUUACUCUUUACAAAACCGUUUUAUUUGGCGAGAAAUGCCACAGAGGAAAUAAUUUCGACCUAACCAACAUUUUUUGUGUGCUUUUCACUACUAUAGUGUUUGAUCUUCUAUAGAUAAUAUCAAAAUCAUAUCAGCGGUGUACUGCAGGUUUGUUACAGCAUUCGGAACACACCUCCAUGGACUCAGAAAGCAAGGACAUAUGUAGGACAACUAUGCAUGGUUAUUGGUAAAAGAGGAAAUCUUUGUCAACAGCAAGAGUGACUUCAGUGCAGAAAAAUGGCAUCUGUCAGUGAAGAAGAUGCGUCUAUGCUGGUGAGCGAAGACGAAGAGGACUUUAUGGAUUCUGUUUCAACACAAUCUUCAUCUCCACGCUUUGAAAACAGAGACAUAAAACUAAAUGAUAAUCAGCCACCUGAUUGUGACUUUGAAAGUUUUGUGAUGCUUAGCACAGACAGACAGUCUCCUUUUGAGGCUGACUCUGAAAUGAGUCAAGGCAAGCACCAUAAUGUUGAUGAAAAAAACUCUGAGCAGUAUGCACCUGCCACAAAAACAUCGGCAUCAGAGUGCAGCACAGAAGAAAAGACUGAGGAGAAACCUAUCUCAGUGAAGUCUAUGAUUAACAAAUUUGGUGGUGGAGUAAAGGCAACAGCUUCUGAUGUGUUUUCCAAACCCAAAGCAACAUUGCCUACUUCAGGUCACAAAAAGCCCCAUGAUAAGACCUUUGCUGCUGUAGAUGAUGGUGGUAUCCAUUUGCAUGAAAAAGGGACAGGUAGUUCAGAAAAGGAUGGAAGCUGCAUCUUAACUGCUGAUAGUUCAGUGGACUCUGAAUUGUGCACAAAGCUGACAGAAAUUGAUCCAGAUAACAAUGGGUUGAUGAGGAAUACCAGGACAGCUCAAGGUAAGUGUUUCAAAAUUACCACAGAAGUAGGAAACCAAGAAAAUGAAGCAGAAGUUAGUUGGCAGGAAAGUUUCAAGGAUAGGUCAGAAACUUUAGAUGGGCAGGCUGUACCAGCUGUGCUGCCAGGUGACUCAGUUGAGAGAAUACUUGAAACACAUGUACCAGGUGAACAAGAGGACAACUGGAAAGUUGAGGAGGAAGGUGACAUUAAUUGUGAAGAACCUCAUGCAGAUCUGGAAGACAGCAUCAGUCUACCUGGUUCUUUCACAAGCUCGUCAUCUAGACAAGAAGAGCAAAAAGAUAACUGGAAAGCUGAGCAGGACGAUGACAUUAAUUAUGAGGACCUGUCCAUAAAUCUACCCGAAGAGGAUCUGUCCCUAAAUCUACCCCAGACCAUCUGCAGUGAAACAGGAGUAUUUGUAAGCCCAGCUGGCACUUUUCCACAAGCUAGCUUUCAAGAAAAUUUACCCGAAGUUCAGGAGCCAGUGCACAGAAUGUCCCCUUCAGAAAUGUGUGAGUCUCAAAAGAGAGAAAGGUACCUGCAAAGCCCCUCAGAAUUAAAACCCAUUCCCUCACAUCAAAACCAGCACCAAAUUUCAGGGGCCCAGCAAUAUUAUAUACCUUCAAAGGACACAACUCAUCAUUUUGUACCUAAGGAAUGCAAAGGCAGCAGUCCAGGACAUGAACAAAUCCGCAUGCAGCAGGUGGGGAUACAGGAACAGCACCAGAAGUCUCCAAGAAGAGAACAAACACCAGCUCACCUUCAGGUGACUGGUUUUCCCAGAGAAACAAGCCCAGCAGCAUAUUUCAGACAACAAGGUGUGCCAGACAACCCAGUUCCUCAAUCUAAGUGUGCAGGAAGCCCACCAGGCCCUCAUCAAAGCAAAUCAGCUAACAAUGAUUCAGCCACUGUGCGUGUAGAUGGUGUUGAUGAGAACAUGGAGCUUGACUUGAUUAAACUGUACUUUGAGAGCGCAAAAUCAGGAGGUGGGGAUGUCAUCAGUGUGGAAGACUACCGCAGUGAAGGCUACGUACUUGUGAUGUUUGAAGACACAGAAGCUGCUGAAAAUGUCACCCAUCGUCCUCAUACAGUGGGCAAAAAAUCACUUAUUGCUAGCCUACACAAAGUUCAAUCACCUGAGGAGAAAUCACCUGCACAAAGCUGCACAGUUGAAGUGCGUGGUGGAAGCAUUGUCGAAAAAGAAGAGCUACUACAGCUGUAUUUUGAGAAUUCUAAAAAAUCUGGUGGAGGUCCCAUUAAAAGCUUUAGAAUGGAUGCAGAAUCCAGUGUUGCUUUCAUUACUUUUGAAGAUGAAACAGCUGUAGCUGAGGUACUGAGUAGAUCACACAGCCUGACGGGAGUAAGCUUGAGUGUUACACCACACAGACCAUCUAGAACUAUCAGAGUGCGUGGCCUGAAAAAGAAUACCAGCACAGAUUUACUGGAAAUGUACUUUGAGAGCAAGAGAGCUGGUGGCAAUGAAGUGGAGAAAGUUGUUCUGAAUGAUGGAAAGGGAGAAGCUUUGGUCACAUUUAAAGAUGAGUCAGCUGUUCAUGAUGUACUACAAAAAGAACAUGUGAUUGGAGGAACCAAAGUAACAGUCAAUUUACAUGAAGGUGCCACCAAAGCUUCAGCUUCAGAAACAGAGCAGAUGAUGAGCAAAGAAAGUUGCACAGUUGAGGUGUGUGGCCUCAGUAAACAGACCUCAGAAGAAACAGUGGUUUUCUAUUUUGAAAACAAAAGACGGUCUGGAGGUGGUCCAAUCCAGGAAAUCAAAAGAGAUUUGCAGCACGGUAGAGCAUUGAUAACAUUUGAAGACCAUGAAGCUGUGCAGAAUGUACUACAAAAAGAACAUACAAUUGAAGGAGCCAAAGUGACAGUUCGUUUACAUGAAGGCGCUACCGAAGCUUCAACUUCAGGAACAGAACAGACGAACAAAGAAAGUUGCACAGUUGAGGUGUGUGGCCUCAGUAAACAGACCUCAGAAGAAACAGUGGUUUUCUAUUUUGAAAACAAAAGACGGUCAGGAGGUGGCCCAAUCCAGGAAAUCAAAAGAGACUUGCAGUCCGGAAGAGCAUUAAUAACAUUUGAAGAUCAUGAAGCUGUUAAAAGAGUACUUGAGAAAAAACAUACAAUUGAUGGAAAGGAACUCCAGGUGAACGUGUACAUUCCACCAACAGACAGGGUUGUCUCAAGCUAUGACAGGUGUGAUGAUCAGGAACUGAACAGUGUGGUCAUUGAUGGCCUUGGUAAAUCAACCAGUAAAGAUACUUUAUGGAACUACUUUGAAAACAAUCGGCGUUCAGGUGGUGGACCUGUCACAGAUGUCAGGUUUGAUGACAAGAGAGGAGUGGUGUACAUCACCUUUGAACAUGACGCUGAUGCUUCAAAUGUGGCUUCACGUAAACACAAGCUGGAUGGGAAAGAAGUGACUGUCAACAUUUACAGACCUCCAGAAAUGAUGAAAGAUCGUGUCGUGCUAACUGAGCUAGAAGAUGUAAGCUCAGUGGAUGAACUGUUAAAUUUUGUGGAAGCAAAGACUGGAGAGGAUGUGUCAUCCAUUCUGUUUGGCAAUGAUGGCGAAGCAGCUGUUGUUAUAUUUGAAAAUGUCAUAGAUUUCCAUGAAGUGCAGUCAGCUUUGACUAAAAAGCUUUUCAAAGGAAGAACACUGGUUGUUGAGCCAGUGCCAGUGAGUGCAACUGUGCUUGUGCAAAACUUGCCCCAAAACCCACCUUCAUCUACAGACAUGCUGUCCAACUAUUUUGAGAACAAGCGGCGCAGUGGAGGAGGUGAUGUGACAAAUGUUGAGCUCGGAGAUCAUGGAAAAUAUGCUCUGAUCACUUUUGCUGAUGCCAAAGAUGCUGAGGCUGUGACCAAAAGGAAACACAUAAUUAAUGAGCACCAAGUGGAUGUCACUCUCUAUUGUGAAUGUUUGGGAAUAAGAGGGGGAGAACUAGAGCCCAAUGUAAGAUUACCAGAGCCAGCUGCUUUGUCCGAAUCUACUCAAGUCAAGAUUUCAGCCAUUAAAAUGGCCCCUCGUGUGAUGAAAAGCCUCAUCUCUUUACUGGAAGAGCAAAAUGCUCAUCUGAGCAUGGCAGGUCUACCAGAAGAAAUUUGCCUGACCUGCUCUUUGACUCCAGAGACUGAAGGAGUCAGACAACUUGUAAAAUCAUGGGAAGAAAAAGUGACGGGGGCUUUGGACAGCUAUUUAAAAAGUGUUGAGAUGGAAGAACUUAGUGUUUCCGAAGAAGAGUAUGCUGAAGUGACUGAGCAACUAAAGGAAGUGUCUGAGCAUGCUGAAAUAGAUAUUAACUUCGAUCCUCAGAGAAGCAUCCUUAUCAUUAUCUGGGUUGGAGAAGAUAAAAGGGAAAUUACUAAGGAAGUGAAGAAAAUUAUUGAAGGGGCUCAAGUUAAUGUGAAGAGAAAACACGAAGUCAAAAAGGAGCAGAUGAAAAUACCCAAAGGAAAAAUUUUACUACUAAAAACACAUUUAACUAACACAAGAGAGAAGUUUCCAGAUUUGUCCAUUCAUUUUGAUGAUGAGAAUGAGUGUAUUGAAUUUACAGGAGUUGGUGAAGUGAUCACAGAGAUGAAGCUCAUAAUAAGUGAUUUCAUGAACAACAUGACAUGUAAUUCCCACAUCUGGGAUUCCCAGCUUAUAUCACAGCUGUUUGCUUUUCCUAAAGCAAGAGAAAUGUUUGAGAGGGAGUGUAUGAAGCAGGAUCAAGACGGUGCUGUUGUGAUUUUACCAGGUGGCUUUGAAGUGUACUCUUUUGAUGAAAUACUCGCUGAAAAGAUGCUUCUUGCUGGUCGUAAAUCAGUGCAGCGCAGAGUUGUCAAAUUUGAAGAUGGCAUGGAAGAUAUAAUUAAACUGGAGAGAUGGGCACAAAUGAAAGAGUCUGUUUUAGAGGCAAACAAAGAGCUCAUGGUAAUGGAUGAAGAUAAAACGGCCUUAACAAUUGUCAGUUUAAACACAAACAUCAACACAUGCAUCCAGCAGCUGAAGAGCUUCCUGGAUGAAAACUUCAUUCAGGAAGAUACCCUUACAGUGGCAAAACCCUUCAAGACACUGUUCCAAAAGUACUUUUGGAAGAAUUUUGAGAGAAAACGUGCUGAAGACAAAAGGAUUAGGCUUGACCUCAUGAAUUUAAAUGAAGAUGAUGACAGAGUUGUUAUAAAAGGGAAUGCAUCCGCCAUUCAAGAAGCAAAAGCUGUUGCAGUCAGCUUUAUCAGAAGUUUGAAGUGCACAGCAAAGACUGUAAAGAAGCCUCUUUUCGAUCAGUUCCUUCAGUCUUCUGACUGGAAACUUGUUCGUGAGGAGAUAGAACAGAAUCUAAUGUGCAAGAUUCUGAUGCCAGAAGACAAAUUUGAUUGCUUUUUCUCUAGUUAUGAUUCAGAUUAUAGACAGUUUGGGGAAACAAGCUAUCUCCCUGAAGAUGUUGAUGAAAUUCCAGAUGUUAGACAGUAUGAUGCCAAUGCCUUUUCAGCAACAUCUUUACCAGCAGGAGGAAAAGGACGCAGAAGCUUUGGCAGUACAAAGUUUCAAGCAGAUAUUAAAAUCAAGGUUCCUGCAACAACGCCUAAGCUGAUAAAACCUCCAAGGCCAAGAAUCUACUUAAGCAUCAUGUCAGAUAUCACCAAAGAAGAACAUGAUGUGCUGGUGAACUCAGCAUCAGCGUCACUGCACCUGAACCAUGGGCAAGUUUCCACAGCCUUGCUCACUGUUGGAGGGGACACAAUACAGGCAGAAUGCACUCAGCAAUAUCCACAGGGCAUCCAGCCAGGCGAGCUUGCAAUAACUUCUGGAGGAAAACUUUUUUGCAAGAAUAUUUUUCACUGCUGUCUGCCAGAAAAGAAAGAUGAACAACAAAUGAAAGAUAUUCUCACAAAAACCAUGAUGAAAUGCCUUUCCGAGGCAGACACACGAGGCCACAGAUCCAUUGGUUUCCCAGCUCUAGGUGCAGGAAAUCUUGGCUAUCCCUCAGAUCUUGUAGCUGAGACUAUGUUCCAAGCCACUGUGGACUUUGGCCUCAAGAACCCGCAGUGCAAGCUAUCAGAUGUCUUUUUCAUCCUGCACAAAAAAGAUACCCAAAACAGAAAUGCUUUUGAAGAGGAAAAUGAGAGAUGGAGGCAGGAUAAUACACAGGAGGAAGAAGUCACUCAAGAAGAUGAAGAAGACAUUUCACAAAGAAAUCCAGAUGCCAUGGGAACUAAGCGCUGGUUAUUUUUUAAUGAGACUGCAAAGACAGUGAAGCUGAUGUUUGUUACUCAGGAUGCUGUCACAAUGGAUAAGGCUGAAGAAGAACUUAUGAACCACUACCGAAAGACAAUUGUUGUUAGCCAGUUUGAUGUGCCUGACCUUGAGAGGUGGCAAGAGGAUUUCAUUAAUGAUCUUGUCAAUGGUUGCAAGGUAGCGCUUGUUGAUCUCACAAUCAACUAUGACUUAGGAAGACUUAAACUAGAAGGACUACGUGAAAAAGUAGACAGUGUACCUGUAAACAUUAUAAUGAAACAGGCAGGGGAUCGCAUUCAAGAAGACAAACUAGCACAUCUAAUGGCUAAGCAGAUUAGAUGGUACUUUGUUGAGGUUUACCAAGCAGAUGAAGAGCUAUUGGAAUAUGAUGUCCGAACAAGUUACAGAAUAGAAAGGGCAUACAGGGAUGGAAAGCAUAAAGAAUUCAUCUUUGAUGACCAAAACCAGGCUUAUGUUGUUGAUUUUACCAAGAUGGAAGAGAAGCCAGAGAAUCCUAUGGUUGCAGAUGAGGUGACCCUUUAAGAAUUGUGAGGAAAAAUUUGAUACAAGAUAUGUUGUUGGAUGCCCCACUACCUGACACUUGGAGUAAGAUGGGAAAUGCUGAUUUGGAUGUUGUACCUGUUAAGUCAGGCACUAGAGACUAUGAACGUGUAACAGAGCUGUUCAAACAAACAUGUACCCAAAUGACAGAAAUCCUGAAGAUUGAAAGAGUUCAGAACAAAACACUGUACAAGCAGUAUAUGGCCAUGAGGCAGCAAAUGCUGAAGACAUGCAAGAAACCAGAAAAAGAGAACUUAUGGCAUGGAACCAAUGAAGAGGCAGCACAGGGCAUCAUCAAACAUGGUUUCAACAGAAGCUACUGUAAUCUAAAAUUUUGCGCCUAUGGACAAGGUGUUUACUUUGCCACAAAAGCAGACUACUCCAGCAGAGAUCAGUAUGCAAAGGCAGACAGCAGUGGGGCCCGCAACAUCUUCAUGUGCAGGGUUCUUGUUGGUCAGUACGUGGCAGGAUCCAAAGAAAUGCGGGUGCCACCACCCAUACCUUCUACAGAUGGCAAACACUAUGACAGCACAGUUGAUGACGUCAAUGAACCAAAUAUUUUUGCUGUCUACAGUGAUGUGCAAGCAUAUCCAGAAUAUCUGAUCAAGUUCAAAUAAAUUCAAAGACAAAUUCUGAGAUAAAGUUACAUGGCUGCUCCUGAAAUUUCCUACAAAGUUUAUGUUGUAUUUUUAAAAAUCAUUUUGUAGGUGAUUUAUAUUUUCAUAUUUUUUGAUUGCAUUCCAUACUUGUGCCACUUACCUAUAGGUACAGAUAAUAACUUGCACCAAAGAAUGUGGAUGGUAUUAUUCAAAUUAUUAAACAGUAUAGUUAAUGGAAUGUUAGAGUUUGAUUUAUUUUGGACAGUCUAGUGUACACAUUUCCAGUUAUAACAUGGUAAACAUAGUAGGCACAUACUUUCUUUUCAAAAAAUGUAGUGAUUAUCACUGACAUUCCAGUAAACAGUUAAAAAAAAUUAGAAUAAUCAUCAUGGGUCAAAGUCACUUAUUACAGUAUUUGCAACAUUUUGUAUUUAUGGCUGAAACUGUAUACUUCUUCAAGAAGACAGGCUUUAGUUCUUAAAAUCUUUUAGACCAUAUGCUAUUUUCAAAUUAACUGCAUAGUUUUGAUAUACCCUCUACUUUUCUAUUCCCUGUGUUUCUUCAGCAAAGUUGUUUGUAAUUUCUGUAGAUGUUAAAAGGAAACUUCUACUUGGACAAUUAAGAUGACUUUUAAAUAUGAGAGGUUGUGCAGUCUGUGUAAUGUUCAAGAAAUAGGAGUUAUUUCUUUACCCCUACGAGCUAUGCAGGAGCAGCGCCAUCCAUCACAUUCUGUCUACGAGCACUUCCAACACUCUUUUCUGUGCAUUUGUUCUAUCCAGGCUUGAUUACUGUGACUCCUUGCUUACUGGGUGUCCUGCUAUUCCUUUUUCACACCCUUCCCUGCUCAUCUUUAUCAUGCUACUCUCAGUUCUUGUUAUUUGGUUCUUCUUUUAUGUUUUCUGUACUUGUUUUUAUUCAUCAUUAGUACUGUUGCUUUCUUAGUUCAUGUGUUAUUUGUUUGUCUUCCUGUCCCUCGGAUGCUGUCCAUGUCUAUUUUAGUAGAGGCCCAAACGUUUUGAAGUUCCAUGAUCUGCUCAAUUUAAACAAUAUCUUAUUAACUGAAAGGGCACAUUUCAUUCAAAUAAAAUAUUUUAUUACCAUAACAGGUGUUUGAAAUAAACAUUUUUUGUUGUGAAAAUGUUAUUUGAAGGAUUUGUUUUCACAUGCUGCUUUAUCAUAAGUUUCAUUACUUCUAUUAUAAGUAACAGCAAUAUCUACUUUAUAGUAUUAGCCAUGUCAUUUGGUGGUGUGGAAAUAUGUAUGAUGAAGGAUAUAGAAUAUAGUAGAAUAGUGCUUGUAUUUGUGGAACUGUAAACCUGAUGCUAUUGAAGAAUAUGUUGAAAUGCACAAGUUUCCUGGAAGAAAAUAUCGAGCUGCCUGAAUUGGCUGUGAACUGAUAGCAAACAUAAAACAAAUUUUGUACAAGUUUCUAGGCUGUUGGAUAAGCAUCUAAGUUUUCUUCAAACCAUGAAGGGUAUUAAGACUUUUGAAAAUAUUACUUUAUACAGUAUGUAUAUAGCAUUUUGCUUCUAAAUGAUAUGACAGGGAAAUGACAACUAUGUAGAUGUACAAGAGUGGCUGGAUAUUUUUUUAUAGGCAACAUUAAGCAGUCCAGGAUAUGUAUAUAGAUGAAUAUGUAUUUGCAAUAUUUUGUCUUUCAUUAUUAAAAUUUAACUGAUCAUUUUACAAAUUUUCAAAAACCUUUAUAAACUUUUGUAAAUCAAUAAAAGUGCUGUUUACUGAGGGAAAAUAAAAAAAUAUAAAUGCUUACAUUCAUUAGCAAUUUUAUAGUUAUAUGAAUAUGAAUUUUAUAAUAUUUGCUUUUAUUUAAAUUUACUGAGAUUUGUGUACUACAAUAUAAUGAUAUGUAACCAUUUAAUUUCAGAUAGUGCUUUGUGUGACCUUUUAAACUUCAUCUAAAUACAUAAAGUGAACAUACUGAGAGAAUGAGACUAGUCCUUCUAGCUUUGCAGGUUUGCAUGUAUGUGCAAGUGCGGAGACCUAUGAGACCAAACGCCUGAUUGAUCAGUCUUUUGGUUAAAUUACAUUAGGACUCAAAACGAAAAAAAACCUGCACUCAAGAAAUAAUUAUAUGGUACCUGUUCCACAGAAAGAGUUCAAAAUUCAUGUGGAUAUAUAAUUUUCAUUUAUUUGUAUCCAGUGUAUGCAGCUCAUUGAAGUUUAUAAAUAAAAACAAUUCAUUUUAUUGGAAAACAGAAAAAUAAAUGUCCCUUAAA
This is a messenger RNA of Pomacea canaliculata, 9534 nucleotides long. RefSeq lists its product as uncharacterized. Gene Ontology annotation, molecular function: RNA binding. The transcript is spliced from 24 exons. Lineage: Eukaryota; Metazoa; Mollusca; Gastropoda; Architaenioglossa; Ampullariidae. The coding region runs from base 282 to 6680 and encodes 2132 amino acids. The record is from RefSeq and is a predicted model, not a curated record.